GGGAGAGGAUCAUAAAAAAAAGCCAGGAACGGCGACAGUGACAGCGCCUGCGGCUCCGGCGCCUGUGCGCGAUCCUCCCUCUCACUCACCGCCAACACUCGCACCGAUGCGCGCCCUCAGCCAUCUCCGGCAGACACCACCGCAUCACAGCACUGCGCCCGCGGUCUGAAAUUCACCCCCCCUUUUUUUUAUAUCGUUGUAGUUGUUGAGCAUCCGACAGACGAGCUGCCAUCGAGACGCAAACACUUUCAUUUCGAUCCUUCAUCUGAAUGACGGGCGGACGGUUCGACUUCGACGAUGGCGGCACUUUCUGCGGUGGAUGGGAGGACGGAAAAGCCCACGGACACGGCAUCUGCACCGGCCCCAAGGGCCAGGGCGAAUACUCCGGGUCCUGGUCCAACGGGUUUGAGGUAGUCGGGGUGUACACCUGGCCCAGUGGAAAUACAUACAAGGGCUACUGGGCGCAGGGGAAACGGCACGGGCUCGGCGUGGAGUCCAAGGGGAGGUGGCUGUACCGCGGGGAGUGGAGUCACGGAUUUAAGGGUCGGUACGGGGUACGCCAGAGUCUCAAUACACCUGCCAGGUAUGAAGGCACAUGGAGUAACGGACUGCAAGACGGAUAUGGGGUCGAGACGUACGGAGACGGGGGUACGUACCAGGGCCAGUGGAUGGGCGGCAUGCGACACGGCUAUGGCGUACGUCAGAGCGUGCCUUACGGCAUGGCCACUGUCAUCCGCUCCCCGCUGCGCACCUCACUGGCGUCCCUCCGCAGCGAGCAGAGCAACGGGUCCGUUCUUCACGACCACAUGUCCGACAGCCCUGCUGGCACCCGCGGCGGCUUCGUCCUCAACUUCCACAGCGACAGCGAAGUGGGCUCCGGCAAAAAAAAGGGCCUUUUCCGACGGGGUUCUCUUUUCGGGAGCCUCAAGCAGCUGAGGAAGUCAGACUCCCGUUCUUCCAUAUCCAGCAAGCGCAGCUCGGCACGAAGCGACGCCACCAUGAGCCGCAUCAGCUCCAGCGACGCAAACUCCACCAUUAGUUUCGGCGAUGGAGAAGUGGCUGACGAGUACAUGCCGGCUGAGGACAACGUCGAUGCCACCACCACCGAGUCGUACAUGGGCGAGUGGAAGAAUGACAAGCGGAAUGGGUUCGGUGUCAGCGAGCGCUCCAAUGGGAUGAAAUACGAAGGCGAAUGGAUAAACAACAAGCGCCACGGCUAUGGGUGCACGAUAUUCCCCGAUGGGUCGAAAGAAGAGGGAAAGUACAAAAAUAACGUUUUGGUGCGCGGCAUCAAGAAGCAGCUUAUUCCUCUCAAGAACACCAAGACGAAGCAAAAAGUGGACCGUGCCGUUGAAGGAGCCAUAAGAGCGUCUGCCAUCGCCCGAACAAAAGUAGAAAUUGCCACCUCAAGAACCGCACACGCCAGAGCCAAAGCAGAGGCAGCUGACCAGGCGGCCCUGUCUGCCAGCCAGGACUCUGAUAUCGCCAGAGCAGUGGCCAGAGAUCUGUCCCCCAGCUUCUAUCAACCAGGUCCUGACUAUAUCAAGCAAAGGUUUUCCAGUGAACCCAUCGAGAUUAAAGAAGUACCAGAAGAAAAGAAAGAGAAAUCGCCUUCAGGAAGUCCGCACUUUUAUCGCAAAGGCACGACCCCAACCCAGUCCCCUUCCCAAAGUCCCGGGCCCACACCGCCUCCCUCCCCCCCUCUCAGCAAGAAAAAGCCCUUCUUUAACAGAAGUGCCCCAAAAGCCAUCAAAGAGAACAAGCCCCCUGCUGCCGAGAGCCUGGCAGCGGGUGUCACCAAGGUUACUUCCAGGAUAUCAGACAAACAGGAAGUAAAACAGGAGGUAGUACCCGUAGCCAAACCCUCCAAGCCGCCGGCGCCGGUCGCCAAUGCCUCCAGCCCUGGGAACGGUGAGCUGCACUCCCAGUAUCACGGAUACUAUGUGAAGGCGGAGGUGAUGAUGCCACCUGAUGAUCCGGAGAUCGAAGAACUCCAUGCAGCGUCAACUGCUCAUAGCAGGAUGCCCCCCCCGCCUGCAAAGCAGUACCGCGCACCGACCCCCAAACCAGUAAUGGCCAAAGAGAGCAAACCCGAACCCAAACUGAAGAAACAGGAAUCAUUGAAGCCAAAGAGCCUAGCAGAAACUAAGAAAGCCAGCAUGGAAAUUACUUCUGACAUUGUUGAGGAGGAGUCAGGUCCCAACUCAAUAUUGGUCAUACUAGUGAUGCUGAUAAAUAUUGGACUGGCAAUUAUUUUUGUCCAUUUCCUCACUUGACGGCACAUUAAACUCAGUCUGUCCAAACUUCAAACAGGAGGCAGUUCUGAAUGAAUGACAAUACUCAGCAGCUGAUAAUGCGCCAUGCAUCCAGGAAGAAGAAUCAAGUUCCUAAUUGAAAGGCUGGGUGGGCCGAAGAGGCGGCCUUUACCAUUUGGCUGAACCUAAAUGUUCUUAAAAAUACUACCUGGUAUUUUUAUAUACUAUACAAACAAACAGUGUUAAUAUCAGUCAUUUGAGAUGGAUUUUCUAGAUUGAUGAUUACUUGAUCUGAUCAGAAAGCUGAACUGAAAAAAUAAAGCCUGUCCUAUCCACCUCCCAGAUGUGGAAAGAAUUUGUUUUUCUUAUUGCCAUCAUUUUUCACAUUCAGAGUGAUGUUGAAUUGUAUUGCCAGUUUGUUUUCAAGGUCAUCAACAACAUUUAUAGUCAGGUAAAUCUGAUACACUCCCUAUAAAGUAAAAUUGCAAACUCUGUUUUACUAUUAAGAUUAAUCUUAUAUUGUUUAUGUAUUAUUAUUUAUAUCUUGUCAUUUAUAGUAUAUAUAUAUAUUUUAAUACAUGCAAUUUCAGUCGAGUGGAUAAAGCAUUAUGUUGACUACUCACCUCGGGGCCAAAAAGUUCUUUCACGUAAAAUGGAAUAGUCUCGUGUAUUGUUUCUAAAAUAACAAGGACACAGUCUCAUCGGUUAUCUUAGCUGCAUCACCGCAGAAAAAUAUAAUGCAGUAAACAUAUUCCAACAGGUAGUACCUCCUUUGAUGAUGUAACAGAAUUUUAAAUCUUCACAGGGAAAAUCUGGCUCCAAGUGAUCCAACCACAUCUGAUCAUUGUAGUAAACAAUACCAUGAUAUCCAAUACGACUGAUCGUAAACACUGGAAAAUGUCAACAGGUCAUGUCCAAGUUUGGUUGUUUCAUUAAUAAGGUUACAUUAAAAAUUGAAAUGGUUGAGAUAUAGAAAAUCUUACUUGGGAUAAUUCUAUAAGUUACAGAGUACAAGGGCACUCCUAGUUUGCAGGGAAAACCUGUCAUUGACAGGUAAUACAACGGACCUGGUUCAAGAGAGAGUAUUAGCUGUUAAUAAUCAAAUCUGUUUGUUUUUAGGUUAUCAUGUAUCGCCUUUUGUUGGUUACUAAUAUAUAGGUUUCCAACAGUAAUUUUUGUAUGUAAGCUAUACUGUUAAACAAUUCAGUAAGAUAUAUUUAUGAAGUAAUAGUUUCAUUCCGAAAGGACAUGUUAAAUUCAUUAAAAGUGAUAAUAAAUAUAGUUAUAAUGUAACAAAUCUUUUGAUCUUUAUUUAUUCAAUAAAAAAUGCAUCAAGGUUUAGAAAUGAUAGGCAUCAAAUCAGCAUGAUAGACUGAUAGAUGAAGGAUCAGGUUACUGACCCCAGAAUUAUAUGGACAUGAAUUAACUGUGUGUAUAUGAAGUAUUUGAUAUUUCACUUACCAUCAAAGGUGUACCAAAUAUCAAUACUUUCUGAGGAGCACAUUAAUCGUCUCUCUGCAGUCACAGACGACAUACAAAAUAACGCAAUGAAACAAAGAAAAGCUGAAGGGCACAACAGCACCAUACCUGCUGUAAACGCUCUCUUUCUCUCAGAAGAGUUAGGCACAAAUUUCAAACAAAACACCAAAACUAACAAAAAAAUCUUUGUUUGUGAUAAAUGCCUGUUUGUGAAACGCUAUUGGUUUGAAACCUGCCACAUGUGUUUUUUAGUGGGAAGUGCCAGCGGUUAUGUGAAAUGGGAACUUUUAAAAAAAGGAAGUUGUCACGAGACAAAAUCACAAAACAAGCAAGAAUUUAAAAUUCACUGUAAAUGAUUUCAUCUACAGUUUCACACAUAUUUGAAACAUACUUAAUGACAUAACAUUUCUCCAAAUAUCUGACAAAUGCAAAUAAAUGACGAAAAUGACAUUUUUUCUAUUGUUGUUUUCAUGAGUAUGGUAUAUCACAUACCUCUCGUCUAAACAAGGUGCAGUGAUAUCAAAACAUUUUUUGAAACAUUUGCUUUUUCAAGGUAAUCAAAACUUCUGAUAUUCACCCUAGAAGGUAAAAGGUAGGUCAACUGAAUUAGGUAUUGAAGUAGGUAAAAAAAAAAAAAAAAAGUCUGUAUAGUGAAAAAGUGUUAUGACAUAUUAUUACUGUAAAUGUCUUACGUCUUAAUAUGAUUUUAUUUAUAAUAUAGUCAUUUAUAUUAUAAUUACCUUGGAUUGCUCAUCUCAAGGCCAUAAUAUUUUCUCAAAUAAAUUGGACUAAUGAAGUGUUUAUAAAAUAAGAAUGUGGUCUCAGUGAGACACAUUAAUACACAGCUGAACCACUAUGUUUCAUGUAUUAAAGUCUAAUAUCUCCUUUGAUGAUGUUGCAUAUUUUCAAAUCUUCACAAAGACCAUCCUGCUGCAUGUGAUUCAACCACAGCACGAAAUCCCAUGUGAUUGUGAACACUGAAUGAAUAAAAAAGGCACGUAAA
This is a messenger RNA of Puntigrus tetrazona (Sumatra barb), 4737 nucleotides long. It is a transcript of the gene jph1b, whose product is annotated as junctophilin 1b. The record is from RefSeq and is a predicted model, not a curated record. The transcript has 6 exons. Lineage: Eukaryota; Metazoa; Chordata; Actinopteri; Cypriniformes; Cyprinidae. The coding region runs from base 270 to 2276 and encodes 668 amino acids. Gene Ontology annotation, cellular component: sarcoplasmic reticulum; endoplasmic reticulum membrane; junctional membrane complex.